Molecule: messenger RNA, 2268 nt
Organism: Exophiala viscosa
Lineage: Eukaryota; Fungi; Ascomycota; Eurotiomycetes; Chaetothyriales; Herpotrichiellaceae
Product: SUN domain-containing protein
Exons: 2
Coding region: 226-1806 (526 amino acids)
Source: RefSeq, a predicted model, not a curated record
CUUUCCUUUCUUAGUCUUGGGAAGGUUUUCGUCGUCGCUGGUUUUUGUUGUCGUCGACUUUUCUUUUCGCCCGUUACGCGCGAAUCUGCUCUGUGAGCACCCACGUUCCUUACCACAACACCAUUUGGAGUCGUCGCAACGUUGUAUACAGCUCGCAAUAUCCUUCGCAAGUCGACGCUCAUGCAACGACCACCAUAAAACGAAGGCUACGAUCUACCGUUCCCAAUGCGCCGACGAGCGUUCACUGCGGGCGCAAGCGCUCUGCUGCUCCUCACUGCGUCAGUUGUCAGCGCGACACAUGGAGUUCACGAUCACCUUGAGGCGCUACACAAGAGACACCGAGCAAACCGCCAUCUGAAUGCCAGAUCAACCGCCGAAAAUGGAGAGCAUGGGGUGGAGAUGCGAUCCAUCAGCGAAAGCACCUCUCAAACACAGGUAGAGAAGCGUAGUGGACAAUGCGCCUUUCCUACCAACGCUGGCCUGGUAUCGGUCACUCCAAACGAGUCCAAUGCUGGGUGGGCUAUGAGUCCCGACCAGUCAUGCACACCUGGAACAUAUUGUCCGUACGCUUGUCCCCCAGGCGAGGUCUCGAUGCAGUGGAAUCCAAGUGCGACCAGUUACACAUACCCACUGUCAAUGGAUGGUGGCCUAUAUUGCGAUGAGAAUGGCAAUAUACAAAAGCCGUUUCCCAACAACCCCUAUUGCAAGUCUACCGAGACGAGCAUUGGCGUCCAAAACAAUGCGGGCGAUCAUGUGUCCUUUUGCCAGACAGUCCUCCCUGGGAAUGAGGCCAUGCUGAUUCCCACCUUGGUGACGGAUUCUGCGACCUUGGCUGCCCCAGACAUGAGUUACUGGUGCGAGACCGCUGCACACUAUUAUAUCAAUCCACCUGGAAUAGACACCGAAACUGCUUGCGUUUGGGGAACCAAUGCUAAUCCCUACGGUAAUUGGUCGCCCUAUGUGGCUGGUGCCAAUGUCGACGCAUCGGGGAACACGUACAUCAAGCUUGGAUGGAACCCGAUCUACCUUGAAGAGGCCACUCCCUUCCGGAACGAGAUGCCAACCUGGGGUGUCGAGAUCGACUGUCCCAACGGCGGCUGCAAUGGCUUGCCUUGCGCGAUUGACCCCAGCAAGAACAGCGUCAACGAGAUGGAGGGAAGCUCUACCGUUGGGGCUGGCGGUGCCACCUUCUGCGUGGUUACGGUUGAGAAGGGUUCAAGUGCGCAAUUCAUCGUCUCCAGUGCUGGCGGAAGCAGUAGUAGCAGCAGCAGCAGUAGCAGUGGCAGUGUCAGCAGCUCAAACACCAGUCCCAGCAGUGGCGCUGGCAGCUCCACGGCCGCCUGGACCAAUGGUGGACAAUUCUAUGAGUCCUCCGCCAGCUGGUCAGCGUCCGCGUCCACCUAUGCUUGGUCCGCGUCGUCCUCCACCACGACGACGCACGCGCACACCACCUCUGUCGCAUGGCCCACAAGCUCGUCGACAACAUCAUCGACCAAGUCUUCCAGCACAGCGGAAUGGAGUCCUGUCGCUUGGAGCUCAACAAGCACGCACUCCUCGAAGCAGACCCAAUCAACUCAUACACCCUACUACUCCUAUUCCAACUCAACAACCACUGCUACCAGCAGCUCCUUUGAAGGGCUAUCACAAACCUCCGUUGUUGUUGUUGAUGCUACUGCGACUCCAUCAGGACCAACCUCAUCGGUAUCACCAUCAAUCAAGCCUGCAACGGGCGCCGCUUCCUCCGCCCAAUACUCUCUGGCCAGCCUGUUGUUUGGCCUGGCUCUCUAUGGCUUGGCCACACUGUAAGCUUGAGGAUUCUUCCCUUUGCACUUACAGGCACAAAAUCUUCAUUCACUCAGGCACGCCUUGAAAUUCUGGCCGCAGCUGGACUUGCAGACAAAUUGGCCGGUUGUACCGGCCGAGACUACCUUUCUUCUGUCAACACUUUUUCAUACAUGACACCUUGAUCGAGACAUUUCUUUUCUUGUACGCAGGACAUUUGGAAACAUUCUGGAAAUGCUGGGGAAGAGUAAGUGUUACUCGCAGACCUCUGAGUUCGUGUCUCGAGUAGGGAAUUCGAGCGCGAGGGAAAAAUAGGGAUAGUUGUCUGGAAGAUUCUUGAUGGAACGUUGUGGAAGCAUAUGGUUCGAAGCCUUUUAUCUAACGAUGACCACGUCUACCUUGCCUUGAUUUGUUCCCAUGGCAGGAUCCCUUCAAUCCUCGGGAUAGGAGUUUGUUGCUUCGCUUGGGGGCCCGAUUUGGGAUAUC